Messenger RNA from Alternaria postmessia, 1365 nucleotides. RefSeq lists its product as uncharacterized. Gene Ontology annotation, biological process: purine nucleotide biosynthetic process; 5-phosphoribose 1-diphosphate biosynthetic process. Bases 1 to 1365 code for a protein of 454 amino acids. Gene Ontology annotation, cellular component: cytoplasm; ribose phosphate diphosphokinase complex. The record is from RefSeq and is a predicted model, not a curated record. The transcript is spliced from 6 exons. Gene Ontology annotation, molecular function: magnesium ion binding; ribose phosphate diphosphokinase activity. NCBI's taxonomy places the organism in Eukaryota, Fungi, Ascomycota, Dothideomycetes, Pleosporales, Pleosporaceae.
AUGAGGAACAUCGUGGUACUGGGCGGAAGCUCUCACCCGCAGCUCACCGAGACUAUCUGCAACCACCUCGGCAUACCCAAGGCCAAGGUGCUUCUUGACAAGUUCAAGGGCGGCGAGACGCGCGUUGAGAUUGAGGAGAGUGUGCGAGGAAAGGAUGUCUUCAUCAUCCAGUCUGGCGGCGGUAAAGUCAACGACCAUCUGAUGGAACUUCUCAUUACCAUCUCCGCCUGCCGUACCGCCUCUGCGAAGCGCAUCACCGCCGUCCUUCCGCUCUUUCCCUACUCGCGACAGUCGGACAUUCCAUACAACAAGACUGGCGCGCCUCUUUCCAAGGUGCCUGGGCGCUCGAGGACCGGCACAUACACGUUCGACUCGCGACCGCAGACGCCCUUCCCAGGCCAGGCUGAAAGCGCCGGCAUAACCAAUGGCUCUGCAGCGCUGCACCACCAGCUCAGUAGGAUGAAGAUGGAUGAGCGCAACGGCGGCCAUGCCAACGGGAACCCCACAAGCCCCGUCAAGCAGAACGGCAUCAAGCGUUCCGAGACGGUCGACUCGGGCAAGUCGGACAAAUCCGACAAGUCUGCCUACUUCGACGUUGGCAAGGAAGCCAAUGGCGCCAACGGCACGGCUGCCCCAACCCCAGGUUUCCUCACGCGCGCACCCACAACCACCAAGCCUCCUGCUUUCGAGCCCCAGGUCGGAUACCGCCAAUGGGUUGCUCAAGCCGGUACCUUGAUCGCGGACCUGUUGACCUGCGCUGGCGCUGACCAUGUCAUCACCAUGGAUCUCCACGAUCCACAGUACCAGGGCUUCUUCGAUAUCCCCGUGGACAACCUCUAUGGCCGUCACCUCCUCCGCAAAUACAUCCAGUUCAACAUCCCCAACUACCAACAAGCUGUUGUAGUCUCCCCUGAUGCUGGAGGUGCGAAGCGCGCAACCGCCAUCGCCGACGCUCUCGGCAUGCCUUUUGCCCUCAUUCACAAGGAGCGCCGCCCCACACAGAUCAACGACCGGCAAAACGCGACCAUGAUGUUGGUUGGAGACGUCCGCGAGCGCACAACCAUCCUGGUUGAUGAUUUGGCGGAUACGUCCAACACCAUUACUCGCGCGGCGAAGCUCCUGAAGAAAGAGGGCGCUACAGAGGUGAUAGCCCUCAUUACACACGGUAUUCUGAGCGGAGAUGCCAUUGAGCGUAUCAACCAGAGUGCUCUAGACAAGGUCAUUGUGACCAACACGGUGCCCCAGGAGGACCACAAGAGCAAGUGCCCCAAGCUGGAGGUUCUCGAGGUCGGCAAUGUCUUUGCUGAGGCCAUCCGACGUGUUCACCAUGGCGAGAGCAUUAGCGUGCUUUUCGACUACAGUUAG